Messenger RNA from Durusdinium trenchii, 330 nucleotides. Lineage: Eukaryota; Dinophyceae; Suessiales; Symbiodiniaceae. The record is from the annotation of a GenBank genome assembly.
AUGUCCCUCGAGGAGCAAGCCUUCGAUCAAGAAAUUGAGGAUGUGGUCAUCGCUGGCAAGCGAGCUUUGCUGAAGCUUCGAAUGCAGCGUGCUGUUGAGAUGCCCGGGAUGAAAACCCACAUGUUCAAAAAGAUCAGAAGGCAGAUCGCCAGGGCUUUGACUAUGAGGCGCCAGCGUGAGAUUGCACGGGGCAUUACUCAAGAGCAAAGCCGGCGCAUGCGCCGCCGCAGACGCUUAGAGCUGAAGGUGAAGUAUGAGGAUGCUUAUGGUGGCGAGCGAAAAGGUCCGAAGUCCCGCCGUUGGCUGCGCCGCAUGGGGCGCAUUGUCUGA